AUGGACCCUGGCUUUAUUGCCAAGCCUCACUCUCGUUUCUCUCCCUCCCACACCAAUCCUCUUUCCGCGUUAUAUCGCGUCGAUCUCUUUCCUACUCCUUCUCACAGUUACUUCCUCCCAAACCAAAUGGACCAAAGUCCAAGGUACACUAGUGGAACUACCUGUAUUCCUUCAUUGUUCCCUCCGGGCGUCGACCCAAACACCGUCGACUUCAGAACUUUCUUUCCUUAUAUUCCAAACGAGGUCAAGCAUAGAAAGCGCACCUCUCGUACACAACUCAAGGUCCUAGAAGAUAUAUUUCGUAAAGAUACAAAACCAAAUGCUGCCCUGCGUAAAAAGUUAGCAGCAGAACUUGAUAUGCUUCCACGUGCGGUACAGGUGUGGUUUCAAAACAGGCGUGCAAAGGACAAGGCUCUUCGGAAAAGAGUCCAGGACUCGACUCAGCAGGAUUCUCCUUCGGCUCACUCUCCUCAAAAGUCUCAGUCUUCCAGGGACACCUCCCCCAAUGACUCUUCCAAUUCUUCCACCCCCACGGAAAAACCCACGCACCCUGCAGAAGACGAUCAACCACCCUCACCAGAGCCACACCCAGUGGAGCGAUCACCAACAGCUGAAAGUCCUCUUACGAAGUUUUCCUUUUCCCUUCCUGCGCCCCCAACAGAAGCUUGGCACAGUAACCCAGCCACUCCUGCCGAAAUUCCUCCUCAUGCUCGCCCUUUCUCAACAGAUUUGACUUGGCAAGACAAUAAUGACCUUCUGAACACACGCAGAGGGUCGCUGCCAAUCACCAUGUCCACGCCAAGUACAGACGCCAACCAGCCGUCUUCCCACUUCCCAGAUAGACGCAAGUCUAUGGACGUCAGUCUCCUUAGGCUCAUGCAUCAUCCGUUCGCACGCGUUGCAAAGGAGAAGAAUGACGCGAUCUUUCUCAGGCCGCCCAUAUCUCCUGCAGGGUCGGGUCAGUCCAUGGCCCGUCCACCCUCCGGCCUCGGUGGGCCAAGCAUACGUGCAGCAAGUUAUGGCUCUUCUACUUCGUACAGCCCUUACACUCGCCCUUCUUUGGCUCAUAGAGCAUCAGAGCCCCAUGUCUUCUCGCCUACUCGCUCUUCCCUUGUACCGGAGAUACGUCCACCGUUUCCGUCAUCGCACGUGCCACGCCGGCUCUCGGACAACCGUUUUACAAUGAGCUCCAGAGCGCUCCCGUCACCUAUUCCUGGACCCUUGCCAAAGCCUGAUUUCCAGUUUGGCGCUCCGACAUCUGCAUCUCCUCCACAUGUCUCACCGGAUGCAGAAUCUCCCGGGAACAUGCACGCAUGGGCGUUUCCUCGCAAUGAGGCAGAUCAGGACACGGAGGAUUCGUACAGUUCUACUGGAUUAUCUAGAUUCGGCUCGAUUGCUAGCAUCUGUGGGAGCGACACCAGCGCGACCAGUGCAAUUUAUUCGGACGUCAGUAGUUGUGUUGGCGUCGAUCAUUUCGAUCCUAAUGGAAGGAGAGGGUCUUGCGCAUCCAACCUCGAGACACGUAUGUCCGGUUUGAACAUGCGGUCCAGCCAGGGAUCGCUCAACGAGGCUCACUUAAACGCCGCGUCUUCAUUUUCCUAUCAACAUAGGGAGCACCUGUUAUCACAGGAACCAGGGUACUCUUCCCCUGCCUCAACUGUUUCACCCGGCGGAAGUCCACACCCUGGAUACGGAAAGGACCCUGGCCCUUCGGGUCUACGAACGAGCGAGGUUUCGUUUGGAUACAAUCCUCUCCCACCUGAAACUAGUGGCAACACCUAUCUAGGACCCACGGAGCCCGCUACAGCAAGCCGCAGGCCCAGUAUACCCACCAUCCAAGAAGGAGUGCCGCACAAUCAUAUCCAGAACAACAUCGAGCACAACUCAUAUCCACCGCCCGUAGACACAACGGCCCCGUCCAACGCAUACCAUUUCGCCCCAGAAUCUAGCCAAUACUCCCACACAGGAAACUAUCCACCAUUUCCGCGGGACAGCACAUUUCCUCCCACGGAGACCUCAUACCCCCAACCUGGGUUGCAGUACCCACCCGAGAGCAGUUUUUCGUUGAGCUCUGCUCCGUCUGCUGUUGUUGGAGUUGGCGGUGGUAUGAGCUCGUAUGUGUCACCUCCGGCUGAAUAUACCUUUACUGUGCCUCCUUCGAACAGCGUGGGGCAUGGUGGGGAACGGUUUGGUGCAUAUAGCUGA
Molecule: messenger RNA, 2205 nt
Organism: Suillus bovinus
Lineage: Eukaryota; Fungi; Basidiomycota; Agaricomycetes; Boletales; Suillaceae
Exons: 5
Coding region: 1-2205 (734 amino acids)
Biological process (GO): regulation of transcription by RNA polymerase II
Cellular component (GO): nucleus
Molecular function (GO): DNA-binding transcription factor activity, RNA polymerase II-specific; RNA polymerase II cis-regulatory region sequence-specific DNA binding
Source: RefSeq, a predicted model, not a curated record